AUCAGACAUAGCACGAAUUUUCCCGACACGGAAGGAAAAAAAAACAGACGAAUCUUCAAAAAAGUUUCUACAUGAGUCCUUCAUUAGCCAAACACGUUUUUGCUAACAGAGGAGGAAAGUGCUUUCUUAAUUCAAAGUAGUACUGUACAGUCAAGUCAAAGCUACAAGGUUUGGUCUGGUCUUCUCCCCCUCAACUUUUCUGGGUUUCUUGAAAUUGAUCUGCCUUAACAUGUUCGGGUCAAAAGGUUCUUGGUAUCGCAAUCUUGAUUUUCGUUUUCUAGUAAACCUUUGAACCCAGAAGUUAUGGGUGGAAAUGAUUGGAGCUUCACAAGAUUGGCGUUUACUGCUUUGGUAAUGUUAUUAUUGCAUCCCAAGGAAACUUGUGCAUCGUCAUCAUCCUUUGUUGGCUCAACUGUUUGUCAAUCCGAUCAUUUUGCCUACAAAAAGCUUUAUCAACGAGGGAGUUCAUUCACAGUUAACGGGAAUCCAGUGGACAGAAUCCACUUUUGCGAAGCCAUACGGAUUCACAAAGCCAAAGGUUGUGUCCUUGGGGACUCUUUUAGAGACUCGUGCUAUCUACUAGGGAGAAGGUUUUUGGAAGAAAAACAUACUGAAACAAAUGAGGCUGAAUCAAAAAACCAUGUGAAAGUCAGCUUGGCAGCAAGCGGGUUUCUUCUCUUCUGUUGUGCGAUAUGUUGUCCUUGCUUCCAUAAGGAGAGGAAAGCAAAUACUCACGAAGUACUACCCAAGGAAUCUAACUCAGUGCACCAAGUUUCCUCUUUUGAAAUGAGCCCUUCGUCUGAUAAGAUUCCCCCAAGUCCAUUCCGGGCACCACCAAGUCCGUCCCGGGUACCUCAAAGCCCAUCUAGAUAUGCCAUGUCCCCAAGACCUAGCAGGAUGGGACCCUUGAAUCUGACCAUGAGUCAAAUUCAAGCGGCAACUCACAAUUUCUCGGACGACAAUCAAAUCGGUGAAGGAGGGUUUGGGAUAGUCUAUAAGGGAAUUUUAGAGGAUCGCCAGGUGGUUGCUAUUAAACGAGCCAAAAAGGAACACUUUGAGAAUCUGCGAAAGGAAUUCAAAAGUGAAGUUGAUCUUUUGUCGAAAAUAGGGCAUCGGAACCUAGUAAAGCUACUUGGUUAUGUUGACAAAGGAGACGAGCGACUUAUCAUAACCGAGUAUGUCCGAAAUGGUACACUCCGGGAUCACUUGGAUGGUACUCGUGGAAGCACUCUCAAUUUCAAUCAGAGGUUGGAGAUCGUGAUUGAUGUUUGCCAUGGAUUGACUUAUCUCCAUUCUUAUGCAGAAAGACAGAUAAUACACCGUGACAUAAAAUCAUCCAACAUUCUCCUCACGGAUGGCAUGAGAGCCAAAGUGGCAGACUUUGGGUUUGCAAGAGGCGGUCCAUCUGACUCUAACCAGACCCACAUUUUGACCCAAGUGAAAGGAACAGUUGGUUAUCUUGAUCCUGAGUACAUGAGGACUUACCAGCUUACCGCCAAAAGCGAUGUUUACUCGUUUGGGAUUUUGCUUGUGGAGAUUCUCACAGGCCGUCGCCCCGUGGAGGCCAAGAAACCUCAUGAUGAGAGGAUUACGGUUCGAUGGGCAUUUGACAAGUACAAUGAAGGCAAAGUGCUUGAACUGGUGGAUCCAAAGGCCAGGGAGCGAGUAGACGAGAAGAUACUAAAGAAGAUGUUCAGUUUGGCUUUUCAGUGUGCUGCUCCGACACGUAAAGAGCGACCGGACAUGGAAGCUGUUGGGAAGCAGCUUUGGGCCAUAAGAUCCACUUAUCUUAGGCGAUCGGUGGAACAAAAAUAGUUAAUUGCUCCCUCCACACUUCCACUACGCAAAUAUUUUAGUCUCUCUUGUUAGAUAAUAUUUACCUCUUUUACAUUUUGCUUUCACACCGUUUCUUCUACUUUACUUCCCACACUGGGUUUUUACGUUCCGAAAGUUUAUUGAUAUUCAGCUUAAAAAUGAGUA
This is a messenger RNA of Raphanus sativus (radish), 1980 nucleotides long. Its product is annotated as calmodulin-binding receptor-like cytoplasmic kinase 3. The transcript is spliced from 8 exons. Gene Ontology annotation, molecular function: protein kinase activity; ATP binding. The record is from RefSeq and is a predicted model, not a curated record. Lineage: Eukaryota; Viridiplantae; Streptophyta; Magnoliopsida; Brassicales; Brassicaceae. The coding region runs from base 304 to 1815 and encodes 503 amino acids. Gene Ontology annotation, biological process: protein phosphorylation.